This is a messenger RNA of Lobosporangium transversale, 594 nucleotides long. RefSeq lists its product as hypothetical. The transcript has 3 exons. The record is from RefSeq and is a predicted model, not a curated record. The coding region runs from base 102 to 506 and encodes 134 amino acids. Lineage: Eukaryota; Fungi; Mortierellomycota; Mortierellomycetes; Mortierellales; Mortierellaceae.
AUUUUUUAAUCGCCAUUGUUACUCACUAAUCAUAAUGACUUACUAACUACAUCCAACCUCGGUAACACUUAUUUCAUUAUAAUAACGCGCAAUCAAUCCAGAUGACAAGCAACAAAGUCAAGCUCUUUUGCAUUCUUGAUGGCGAUUCUUCAGCAUUUGAAGUCAAACUGGACGCCGACGAUUCAAUCGCUGCUCUCAAGAAGGCAAUCAAAAAGGAGAAGGAACCCGAGUUUGACGAUAUUGCAGCCGAUAAGCUCAAUCUCUGGCUUGUCUCACUCCCUUCUGCACCCAAAAGACAAAUCGCGCUUAACAAUCUGACCGCCAAUGAAGAGUCAAGGAAGAAGCCAGAGGAACUUGAAGACUCAACAUGCGAGAUUUCUGACGUCUUUGGAGCAGCGCCACCCAAGAAAACCAUUCACAUCAUUGUUCAGCGGCCAUUGGCAGUGAUGGCGCGUCUAAUUGCCUUAUUUCUUUUUUUUUUAAUUAAAAAAAAAAGGGGCACAUAGCCUUCCCGCUGUUCAAGCGCCGCAGUCAAGCCGCUUAUCUCUGUCCCCUCCUCCCUCAAGGCCAACCUCACCAUCUCAAGAUCUGGAG